CCUUCGAGCAACAACAAAAAAUUCAAGGCCAUUCCGCCCUGCGAAGGUGAAUGACGAGUGGAACUGUAAACAUCCUGGUCGCAACCUUCGUGGCACGCAAUGUCUAUGCACUGCAACUUUCGCAAGCCGCGCCGAAACGCCGCCAACAGUUCUUGCGAAUCCGCAACGCCAGACGUCGACGCAGCGCUGUCCCGAGGAGGAAGGACGCGCUCGACAUUUGUCGAGGUGGGUGAAAGCGUCCAGCGUAAGAAGAAGAGGAGGAAGAAGAAGACGAAGAAGGAUGAGCCUCGCCACGAAGCAGCGUUCCCCCGGAGCUCCGACGAAGACCGCGAAAGGUGCGAUGGCCCAACGAAAAUCGAGCCACAGUCGUCGCACCAGUUCACCUGCCCGGAAAGCCUCGUCACCGAAGAAGCACCGGGAACCGGAACCAGCUCACGCGAGUCCGCAUACCCAGCGCACCACCGCCCACGACAGCCCCGUGGACUCCCGCCCGGGCCCUGCACGCAAGCGUAGCCAUUCCAUUGGCAGCGCGUCGCUGGCUCGCAUGAAAAACCUGGCCUUGAGUGGCCGAGAAGACCAGCGUCGCCCCUCCGAGUCGUCAUGGCGGCGUGCGACGGUGGCGGGGCUGUCGUGCGCCCGCGCCGUGACUCCACUCUGUUACUUUUUCGCGGCGCUGGUCGGCGCCGUCGUGCUCACCGCCUUGAUCCUCGGCUCGUCAGCGACGCGCAAGGCCCAUCACAAGGCCUUCCAGUACAAAGGCUGCACGUCCAGAGGCUGCCAGGAGCACUUGGAGCGCCUGUCCAACAGCAUGAACAAGACCGUAGACCCGUGCAGGGACCCGACGGCCUACGUGUGCGACAAUGUGCGCUGGCAUAGCGAGAUCAUGACGGACGCGCUCACCGACUUGCUGGUGCGCUGGUACCAGCUCGGCGCCACCUUCCUCGAAAAGCAGCGAAGACCAUCGCCUGCGUCGGCGCUGUACCAGGGUUGCGUCUCUCGGGAGGGCCACACCUACGAGCGCCUCGAAGAGGUUCUGUCGUUCCUCAGGGACCGCGGACUGCACUGGCCCCGCCGGGUGACAGGCGUGGGCGCCACCAAGCACGCCCUGGACGUCAUCCUCGACCUCCUCAUCAACUGGGGCGUGCCCUUCUGGCUCGAGAUAAGCCUGAAACAACUACCCGGCGACACCAGGCACGUGUCUCUCUACGCGGUCAGCUAGAGGCGGCACCGCCCCCGCGGCCCGCUUCCGUAAUUUCACCAUCUUCGGCAACCUUUGAACAGAUAAAAGCAUUACUCAUUAAAGGCUU
Molecule: messenger RNA, 1307 nt
Organism: Dermacentor andersoni
Lineage: Eukaryota; Metazoa; Arthropoda; Arachnida; Ixodida; Ixodidae
Molecular function (GO): metallopeptidase activity
Source: RefSeq, a predicted model, not a curated record